Messenger RNA from Nymphalis io (European peacock), 5121 nucleotides. Its product is annotated as aminopeptidase N-like. Gene Ontology annotation, cellular component: cytoplasm. The coding region runs from base 349 to 3546 and encodes 1065 amino acids. The transcript is spliced from 15 exons. NCBI's taxonomy places the organism in Eukaryota, Metazoa, Arthropoda, Insecta, Lepidoptera, Nymphalidae. The record is from RefSeq and is a predicted model, not a curated record. Gene Ontology annotation, molecular function: peptide binding; metalloaminopeptidase activity; zinc ion binding. Gene Ontology annotation, biological process: proteolysis; peptide catabolic process.
CCACAGACGCAAGGUCGGUCGUGUCAAAGUUGUUAUUAUUAUAGUUAACCGGUUAAAGUGAUCUUCUCUCCGUCUCAUAAUUCAUAUUAAUAUCAGGAAAUGAAGAAUCAAUUACAGGUGCGCGAGGGGUCAAAGUAAAUCGGUCGAUAAGCAUGUAAAACGCCCACAGAGUGAAUAUCCACACCGCCAUUGGCAUUGCGCGCGCGUCGCUAGACACAUUUGUUAUAUUUUCAAAAGAUUUAAGUCAAUACCUAUAACUUUCGAUUUUGUUUAAGUGCAGUGAACUGUGUUCUAUUUUUAAAAGUUUUUUUUGGAUAUAUGCGGGGACACGAAUGACCAAGUCGCAAUAUGUCUUUAUCGACGAGUCGUCAACAAUUCUUAGCAUAUGAAACUCAUAGAGAACAGGAUAUACAAUAUGGAAGAAAAGGAGGCAUAUUUAUUUCUACGUGUAUAUGCAUCAGUUUUAUUAUCUUCGCUGUGCUAACUGCUAUUCUCGUUGGCAUAAUUGUUUACUAUAUUACUUAUUUUAGGGUGUCCCAACAAACAGGAGACUAUUGGGACGAUGCCGAACCAUUUGGACAAUCAGAUUCAUCACCAGAUCUUCGACUUCCAACCUAUGUGGUCCCAAGUUUUUACAGAUUAAAAAUUAAAGCGGACCUAGAAAACUCAUCAUUUCAUGGAGAUGUUUACAUAACUAUAAAAGCCAAUAAAAAAGUUAAAGAAAUAAUUCUUCACUCAAAGAAUCUCACUAUUAAGCCCAAUGUGACGUUAACUGAACAAAUCUAUGAGAAAGUUGAAACGUUACAUACAACAAAAAAAUCGAAGAGAGAAGUAGCAAAUGUUAAUAUAACUGAAGAAAAUAAUAAUGUUACCACAGCAAAUAAUGAAACAAUUGUGUUUAACAACACAGAGGAGAUAAUAAAUCCGAUAUCAGUCGUAGCUCACGACACAACAACACAACCAAUUGAUACGCAAGUGACACAUAGUCAUGUCCGUAAUAUCAAAAUCACCUCUGUCGUCUUAGAUUCUGGUGAUAGACUUAUUCUGACACUUGCAUCACCCCUCACACCCGAUUUGGAUUAUACAUUACAAUUGUCAUUUAAUGGUUUAAUUCAGAAUUCAUUAACUGGCUUUUAUAAAAGUACUUAUACUGAAAAUAAUGAAGUCAGACAACUUGGAGUCACUCAAUUUGAACCAACCUCAGCCAGAGCAGCUUUCCCAUGUUUUGAUGAACCAGCCUUCAAAGCAAAGUUUGAAAUUAGCAUUGGACACAGACAAAAUAUAUCCGUACUUUCCAAUAUGAGGGUUGCCACUCAAGAAGCAAUCGAAGAAGAACCAGGUUGGCAAUGGACUCACUUCGAUAGAUCUGUUAAUAUGUCUACCUACCUCGUAGCCUACGUCCUGUCGGAUUUCAAAUAUUUAGAAACUAGUUACCUCAGUAAAGAUAAUGUUACGAAGCCAAUCCGUAUUUGGACGAGACCGGCUUUUCUAUCAAAGGCAAAUUAUGCAUUGACGAUUGUUCCCAAGUUAUUAUCGUUUUAUGAAGAUGUUUUUGGAUUACCUUAUGCUUUGGAUAAGCUUGACCUUAUAGCCAUUCCGGACUUCUCCAGUGGAGCGAUGGAGAAUUGGGGAUUGAUCACAUUUAGAGAGACGACGUUGUUGUUCGACGAGAAGGAAGGCAUCCCGCGCGAGAAGCAGAACGUGGCCAUCGAUAUCGCCCACGAGCUAGCCCACCAGUGGUUUGGCAACCUGGUCACCAUGCGCUGGUGGACCGACCUCUGGCUCAACGAGGGCUUCGCCACCUACAUCGAGUACGUCGGAGUCGACCACGUGUGCCCGGCGUGGAGCAUGCUGGCGGCGUUCUCGCGCGACAAGAUGGACCUGCUGCGCGCCGACGCGCUGCGCAACACGGCGCCCGUGUCGCGGCGCGUGCGCGACGCCACCGAGAUCGCGCAGAAGUUCGACGAGAUCUCGUACUCCAAGGGCGCCAGCCUCAUCCGCAUGCUCAACCACACGCUCUCCGCCGACCUGUUCCGCCGCGGCCUGCUCUCCUACUUGAACGAGUGGAAAUAUCAGAACGCCGAAGAAAACGAUCUCUGGAACGCGAUGUCGAAAGCGACAAAAUCGGACCCUAAAUUCAAAGACCUCUCCGUUGUGAAGUUCAUGAACACGUGGACCAGACAGCCGGGGUACCCUGUUGUCAAUGUGCGCAGAAAUUAUACCACUGGCUCUGUUAUUUUCCAGCAGAAAUUAUUCACGAGCUCAGAAGAUGGCAUCCCUAAACCUGAUCGACUUUGGCAUAUACCAAUCAGCUACACAACAUUGGACACUCCUGCUAGCAACUGGACAACUGGACCAAAACUGUGGCUGACCGAUAGGACUGUCACGGCCAAUCUACCAUUGAAUGAGACACAAGCCCUGUAUGUCAACAUUGACGCUAUUGGCUACUACCGAGUAAAUUAUGAUCAAAAUAAUUGGGCGCUUCUUAGCGCAGCUCUAAAGUCUGGUGCCGUAGACAACCCAAUAGUGAAAGCUCAGCUGAUUGACGAUGCCUUCAAUCUGGCUAAAGUAGGACAACUGAACUACAGCUACGCGCUCGGACUGACCACCUGCGUGAUUGACGGAGAAGACUCGAGGAUCGUAUGGGAACUGUUGCUGAACAACAUGGCCUUCUUGAAGCAUAACUUGAGGACGACAUCUGGUUAUAUUUAUUUUCAGGAUUACAUGAAUAUAAUACUCAAGAGGCAAUUGGAGCGACUAAACUAUGGACUGGACCAGCCCAAGGACGACAACGAGUCGUUCCUGGCGGAGAACCUUGUGGUGUGGGAGUGCCUCAUGGAGUCUCCGCGUUGUCUGCAGUGGGCACGACGACUUUUCGAGGACUGGACCAGCAGACCAGACAUGAAUGACAACCCUAUACCGAAUUACCUCCGUUCUCUAGUCUACAAUAUGGCGAUCAAGUAUGGCGGCCGGCGGGAGUUUGAUUUGCUGUGGGACAUGUUCGAGAACUCAACCGACCCGAACGUCAAGAAUUUAAUUAUCAGCAACCUGCCGAGUACUAGGGAUGAAUCGUUGAUCAAUCUGCUGCUGGAGCGCUCGCUGGGCGCGCUGGGCGCGCAGUUCGCGGCGGCGGCGUGGGCCGUGCAGCCGGCGGCGGGCGCGCGCGCGGCGCAGCGCUUCCUGCUGUCGCACUUCCCGCGCGUGCUGGCGCGCUUCUCCGCGCUCGACGCCUUCUCCUUCCAGGCCGUGCUCAACGGCGCCUUCGGGUUCAUGACGGCGCAGGACGAGCUCGACCGCUUGAAACAGUUCGCGCUGAAACACAAGGAGGAGUUGAAACCGAUGUCACAGACUCUCCAGAAGAUAGUCGACGCCGCGACCUUUCGCAUCGGCUGGAUCGAGGAGUACUCGGAGGGGAUCAACCAGUGGUUCGAGAGCUACGUCACCGCUUACAAGGCGAAUAAAUCGAAAACCACAACGAUAUCACCAGCUUUAACCGGAAACAAUACAAUUAAUGCAACAGAACCGAUUACAACCUCUAGUCCUUAAUAAAAAAUAUAAAAUUAUUACCAUUUUAUAUCUAUCUAUUAUACAGCACCAUCCUAGUUCUAAAUCAAGAUUGAACUUGUACUACACAAGUGUCUUUGGCGGUAAAAAUGUAAGUAUUUUCAUGUAAAAAUAUGAAAAUAAUAAACUGAUUAGUAAUGGUUGUUGCUAAUGAAAUCACAAUUAAGAAUCAGCUUCUUAUAUAAAUGCCGUUUAAGUGGUGACUCGGAAACAACGCUUCGUCUCCUUCUUUUAAAUGACAAAUCAAUGAUGACAGAAAGAGAAAACUGUUUAACUGAACAUCCGCCAAACAACAUUUAUAAGUAAGAACGUUAGUAAUUGUCUUAGCAUAAUUAAUUAUAUAUGAGUUAUAAAAAAAACCUUUUCAAAGCGGGCUUUUAUAUAAUAUAUAGACUACAACGAUUAACACUUAAGUGUACUAUUUUAUAAUGAAAGUGUGUGUGCAAAAUUUCAGCUUAAUUGAUUGGGUGGCACUGUUUUUUUUUUUUCAAAGAUUUGAAACACGCAUACUGAUAGAUGUAGUUAAAUAAAAGCUUGUGAUUUAAAAAAAAAAACCCAAAUAGUUGCCAGUAAAAAAAUAUUAAUUAUUUUGUUGUUUUUUUUUUAUUGUUUUGGAUGAAUUAGUGUAGGCUCAAAUUUUCUAAUUAUAGAAUAAAUACAAUGGCGGUGUUUAUUUUAGGUUUUAGUUUUGUAUUAAAAAACAAGAAGAAAGUGUUCAAACGUACUUACAUAAAAGUGUUCUAAGCAUAAUAAUGAAUAAAUUCGAAUCUAUGUAAGUAGAAAUGAAUAUUACUAUAGUACUAGCAUUUAUUUAUAGUGGUCAAAGAAACCCAAAGAAUUAGACAUUGAUUUAAAUAAAAACAUUAAAUUUAAUAAGUUUAUAAAUAAGUAUUUAUGCUACAAUCUGUAUAACAGACGGUACUAUCUUAAAAUUUAAUAGAUAAGUUAUUCCUUACAAAAUUGAAAUCAAAAUUAAUUAAUUUAUAUUUUAAAAAUAAUAUACUUUGUACCUAUAUACAAAGAUUACAUGAAUCUUUCCAAUUCUGAGUAACGUAACUGCCGUAUAUGUGGAAGCAGCGCUAAGUAUCUCGCGUGGUUACACAGAUGUGGCCGUAUCUUUAUAGGAGAUACCUCGUCACUGUUCGAUCACAUUCGAUAUCUAUCACUUAAAACAACGAAUAAAUCGCGCACAAUAUUUUACGAUGUGUAAAAAUAGUUUAAAUACGUUCACGAUCGUUUUUAAAUAACAAAAACGUAUAUUAUAUAUAUAUAUUUCAUAAUGAUAAAUGUGUUCGCGUUCGCGAGUAACCCUUGUGAUCCGAUGAUAUUUAAUAAAUAUAAAGAAAAUUAACUUACAUUGACUAUCAGUGACAGAUUUUCCAAGUGUAGGGUAUUGUAUUUUUAUAACAACAAACAGGAAAGCCACAUCAAAAUCCGUCCAUUCGUGCUACGUUAGCGGGAGCUACGUUAAACUCAUAAAACAAUUCUGUUUACGUCUGGGACGCGAUUAAAAAAAAACUUUAAAAUCUGCCGCUUGCGCUGAACCUGCUGGUAAAU